CUCGGCUGGCCAAAAAAAGAACGCGGAGCAGUAGGAGGGAGGUGAAGAAGAAGAAGAGGAGGAGGAAGAGGAGGAGGAGGUUGGAAUAGUGAAAUUUAAACAGAGGUGUGCGGCUGACACAUCACUGCUGCCUUUGCUGUCCGCUUGGCUCGCAGCGAGUGAGGAAGAUCGGGAUCAACUUCACGGGACGAUGUGUGCUGACAGGAUGGUGAUGACGGACCUGUUGAAAGCGGAGGAGAUCAAGAAAGCUCUUGAUGCCUUUGCAGCAGAGACGUUCGACCCUAAAAAGUUCUUCGACUUGGUGGGAAUGACGGCCAUGUCGGCCGAGAGCGUCAAGCAGGUCUUCCGGGUUCUGGAUGUGGACGGAAGCGGCUUCAUAGAAGAAGAGGAACUCAAGUUCGUGCUGAAGGGCUUCUCCAAGGACGGCAGAGACUUGACAGACGAUGAAACAAGAGUGUUCCUCAAAGCCGCGGACAAAGAUGGCGACGGCAAGAUCGGCAUUGAUGAGUUUGAAGCCAUGGUGCAUGAGUAGGAAGCAGCAGGACGUUCUUCUCCAUCUCCCUGCAUUCAUAGUUCGUACCCACCAUAAUCAAGCACCUCUGACAACGCAUGGAGUCGGACCGGCCUGACCGCUCGCCUACGACAACAGGCUACGUCCUACGGGAGGUGUCAUCAGAUUUAGGUUUUAAUGUCUUUGGUCCCUGAGGAGCUCGUGAAGAAAGCUUGGUGCUAGUGCUGUUUUAUUCCAAUUGAUAAUUUCCAUGUCUGUUAAUUUUACGUUUUGUUCACAUGCCGGUGCACCUCCACAAUCCUUCUCUUCACCACACACCCUUCUUAUCCACCUUUAGACGACACAAAACACGACGAAGAAGUGAGAGAAGACAAUGAUAAAUGAAAAUAAAGAGUAUUGAGUAA
This is a messenger RNA of Corythoichthys intestinalis (scribbled pipefish), 915 nucleotides long. RefSeq names its product parvalbumin-7-like. Gene Ontology annotation, cellular component: cytoplasm. The record is from RefSeq and is a predicted model, not a curated record. The transcript is spliced from 5 exons. Gene Ontology annotation, molecular function: calcium ion binding. Lineage: Eukaryota; Metazoa; Chordata; Actinopteri; Syngnathiformes; Syngnathidae. Bases 191 to 532 code for a protein of 113 amino acids.